Triplophysa rosa is the source of this 5341-nucleotide messenger RNA. It is a transcript of the gene sytl5, whose product is annotated as synaptotagmin-like 5. Gene Ontology annotation, molecular function: neurexin family protein binding; phospholipid binding; small GTPase binding. Gene Ontology annotation, biological process: intracellular protein transport; exocytosis. The record is from RefSeq and is a predicted model, not a curated record. NCBI's taxonomy places the organism in Eukaryota, Metazoa, Chordata, Actinopteri, Cypriniformes, Nemacheilidae. Gene Ontology annotation, cellular component: exocytic vesicle; plasma membrane. The transcript has 18 exons.
CAUGCUCGUCUCUAGGGGCGCGUGCGUGGGGGGGUUUGCCUCGCUCGCGUUGUGUGCAGAUCAUCGCAGCACAGUCAUGAACGCACACACACUAUAGCGCUGCUCCUGACCAUACUGCAGUUCACGGGAUAUACAUGAACGAGCUCUGCGCCAGUCUUUCAACAAGUUAAAAACGCCAACGAUGAACUGACCAAGACCUGCCACAAUCCCACGAUCACUGAGAGAUGUAUGGCCAAUUUGAUUGGCUGACUGUUGACCCCUUGUCAUGGCGAAGACAACAGACUCCUUAAAUCUGUCCUUCCUCCUAGAGCACGAAAGACAGAUGAUCCUGAGUGUCCUCCAGAAAGAAGAGAAGCUCCGUAAGCGUGAGGAGAAACGCAUCAGGAAGUUGAAAAAUGAACUUUUGGAUCUAAAGCGAGUCGGGCGGCGCAGUUCUGCAGAUCAGCGUGAGUGAGCCGUGUGUCUGCGUGCUCUGGGUCUCAUCCUGCAGAGGGGUAAUGUGUGCACCAACUGUCAUCGACGUGUCUGCAACUUCUGCACUGCUACGCCUCCGGACAGCAAACACUGCAAAUGCACCGUGUGUGCAAAGACUGCGGAGCUGAAGGUGGUUACAGGCGAAUGGUUUCUGGAAGAAAGAGCCAAAAGGUUUCAACAUGCUAGCAGUGAUGUAGUCAAACAGUCUAUCCUCUGCAGUCCUCCAGUAGAUGAAGCCUCUACCCACAGACAGCCCACUCCGUCGGAGUUGGAGAGAUCGGCCACGCCCAAAUCUGAGAGAUCGGCCACGCCCAAGUCACACAAAAGCGCAGGAAAGAUCAAAAACAGGAAGAGAGCGGUUGCAGUGGAAUCCUCAGGUUUGCCAACGAUUCCCAAUAACAUGCGAGCGCAAACGCCCAGAACACCUUCCCACAUAGAGGGAAGAAACAGGCCGGACGGGGCAGAGAGCAUGACUAGUAUACAAAGUAGCGACAGCGUUUCUGAAAAGAUGGCAGGUGGGCGGAGCACACCCUCCAUUGCCGUGUCCAGAGCCUCCCUCUCAUCAGAUCGCAGUCGCUCAGAAGUUGACCUCAGUAAUGCCGUGGAAGGGUUUAGUGAAGACCCGCUGGUGAAUCGUUGCCGUUCAGUACCAGGACUGAACGAUGGGGACUCGGAUGAGGACAUUGAUGCUUUGUUAUCAGCGCACUACAAAACCAACCGGAGCGUCAGCAGCGCGCAAUCAAUGUCUUCCACGCCUGCGUCGGAGAGAAAGUGGGGUUUCCUAAAUGUCCCUGACUCAGACGCUGACACUACCAGUAUCAACAGUAUGAUGAGUGUAUACAGUGAAACGGGGGACUUCGGAGACGUACGGGUUUCCGGGGAGAUCCUGCUUAACAUCUCCUACAGCUAUAAAACAGGGGCACUCAACGUGCUUGUCCGCGAGUGCCGCUGCCUAGCAACCGGGGAUGAGAGGAAACAGCGCACGGAUUCGUAUGUUAAAACGUAUCUCUUGCCAGACAAGUCCCGUCAAAGUAAGAGGAAAACCAGCAUCAAAAGCAACACCACUAACCCAGUGUUCAAUGAGAACCUGAGGUACGUGGUCAGUCACUCUCAGCUGGAGACGCGCACGCUGCAGGUGUCUGUGUGGCAUCACGAUCGCUUCGGACACAACAGCUUCCUGGGGGAGACAGAGGUGACCUUUGACUCCUGGGAGUUUGACAGUCAUUUAGAGGAAUGGUUCGCUCUGCAGCCCAGGAAUGAGUCUUAUGUAGACUCAGUGAUGCAGUAUAAAGGCGAACUGACGGUGGUUUUGAAGUACAUCCCUGCAGAGAGAAAUAUCUCACCGCCACUGGAUCAAGUGCAAGUGAAAAAGGGAUUUCUGAAAGGAAAGAAAAUGAUCACACUCCCUAAAGGUGGAAUGGUGGAGUUGCUGGUUAAGGAGGCCAAGAACUUGAUGGCCGUAAAAGGAGGUUCUUCUGAUCCGUUCGUCAAAGGAUACCUGCUGCCCGAUGACAAAAAAAGCACAAAGCACAAGACAUCCGUGGUGAAGCGCACGGUGAAUCCACGCUGGAAUCACACCUUCACGUAUUGCGGUCUGCAGCACAGUGAUCUGGACAGCGUAUGUCUGGAGCUCACCGUUUGGGACAGAGAACCGCUCGCCAGCAACGUCUUCCUGGGUGGGGUGCGGCUGGGGGCAGGAACAGGUCUGAGUUACGGGAAGGAAGUGGACUGGAACGAUGCUUACGGGGAGGAGCAGCGGCUAUGGCAACGCAUGAUUGAGAACCCAGAAGUCCCGCAGGAGUGCACACUGAUGCUGCGAUCAAGCAUGGCCAAAGGAAAGACUUAGAGAGUAAGGGACAAAAAUAAAGAAGAGGGUGUUUUCCUGGCAAUACACAUCAUGUCCGAUCAUCACUAGACAAUUUAAAGUGUUUGUAAUGGCAUUAGCCACAUUCUUAUUCCAUUAGUGUGCAUGUGCAUACUACAUUUUCAAAUGCAUACGCAAGUAUAUGUGCAUAGACCUCUAAGGCCAGUUUUAUGGUAUUAACAUUUGGGUGUUUUAGCGCUAUCCAUCUGUGAUUAGAUUGCUGAAAAGGGAUGUUAAUACCGGUAUGAAUGCACACACAUUAACAUGAGGACUGUUUAAAAAGAGCACAGUAAAAGUCAGCAAUCCAAGGUCACAUUAUUGUCCUGAAAGAACAAAGCACUAAGCACUUCUUCACACAAAUCAAAUUUGCACAAAUAGCAUCUGCACACAACCCAAGCACUUACAAAAAAAACCCUUAGAAGAAAAAACAAACUGGUUAAAAUCAAGAUUGUCGAGAAUUGUUCGAUUUCAAGAGUGUGGAUGACAUGUUAGCUUGAAUGCACUGAAUAUUGCUGUGGAUUAAAGGCACAGUUCACCCAAAAAUACAAAUUCUGUCAUCAUUUAUUCACCUUUGAGUUGUUCCAAACCUGUAUGACUUUCUUUGUUCUGAUGAACACAGAGAAAGAUAUUUGGAAAAAUUCUUGGCCACCAUUGACUACCAUAUAGUAGGAACAAUUACAAUGUUAGUCAAAAGUGCCCCAGAACUGUUUGCUUUUCUAAAUUCUUCCAAAUAUCUUCUUUUGUGUUCAACAGAACAAAGACAUUUAUAAUGCAAUUUUUCCGACUGUAGUCAAUGGUGGCCAAGAACUGUUUGGUUGCAAACAUUCUUCCUGUGUUCAUCAGAACAAACAAAAUUUAUACAGAUUUAGAACAACUUGAGGGUGGGUAAAUGAAGACAGAAUUUUCAUUUUUGUGUGAACUGUGCCUUUGAAACCCUGGCCAAAUGCAUAAAUGAAAAUCAGGUUUGGGGGAAAAACAUAUUUUGAUAGUUUACUUUGUAAUACCGUAUCAAUAUCUCACAACAGAAUUUAUUAUUUUUAGUUCAGUUUUCACAUGUAUUUUUGAUAAAUGUAGAGCACAUCUGUGAGAAGGCAAAACUGUACUGUAGCACACACUUAAUAAUUUAUCUUCACCCAAAAUCCAAGCUCAGAAUGAGCUAAAAAUAUAAUUGUGCAUGUCCAGUGCAGAUGAAAGUGAAUAAAACUACUCAUUAAACAAAAAUGCAAUAUUAUGGUAUUGUGACCUAGAUAUUAGUAUAUUUUAUAGCUGGUUACCAUAAUAGCAUAUAACUAAUAACAGUCAUUUCCUUGAGCCCAUGUAAACAGACAUGUACAAAUGUAAACAUCCUGAUGUUUGUUACCUCAGAUCUGUCCCGACUGUGUUGCAAGUUGAUUUGCCUGAAAAUGAUUCUUGGCUGUACAUUUUUUUGCUUUACUGAAAAAAAGAACUGAAGAUAAUAUAUCUUUUUGAGGACACUAUUUCAUCAUAUUUAAGUAGAUUUGCAUUUUUUCUAGAGAAUGAAGAUGGAAAAGUUGUAUUGAAGAUAGAGGGGUGCAAGAAAUUGAAACUAAACCAUGUAAUAAUCAAAUCACAAUACAGCAUGCACUUAUUAGACUAGGUAGAUGCACAAAGGUACAUUCGAUCAGACACAACAUUAUUGUUCUUUUUUCAAAAUAUGAAAAAACAAAAACAGAGAGGCUAAAAUUAUCUAACAAACAACGUUGUAAUUGAACCUAUAAUUUUAUUUAAAUGGUUGGAAGAAAUGCUUUAGGAUUAUGCACUAUAGAAUCACAACACCAAUAGUCCCAAUAUUGAGUUUUGUGGUGACCCAUCUAGUCACUGUGAAUUCUCCAUGAAUAAUGUGUACUUUUAUUGUUUCAACCCAUUAUUCUUGUUAGCAUUCAAAAUAGGAAUAGACCUUAUAUGAAAACCUAUAAUAAAGUAAUAGCUGGUGUUAUACCAGAUUUUGUGGCAUGUGUAAGGCUUUAUCAAUGUCAAAGUGUGACCGCCAUUGUUACAUGUACAGUAUAAACCAUGUCCAAAAUUGUUCAAAGCUGUUAGAUUUACAGCAUGUUUACUGUGCGUGUGCAGUUUCCACAUCAGGAAGACUUUAGAAGUCUCAAACAUGUACCGGUCUGUACUGUACUGUUCUUUAUCAUCUUCAGAAAGAUUAAGAAUAAACUAUUAUUAAGCAGCAGUUGUUCUUAUUUUAUUAUUCCAAAUAGAAUACAAAAAAAAUCUGUUUUAGUGUGUGUGUGUGUGUGUGUGUGGCUGCCAUAGUCCUGCUGACAAUGUGAUGACCUAGGACAUAUUUUGCAAUGGGUAAUUAAAAACCUCUUUCACUUCACAAUAUUUAAACAUAUGUGACCCUGGAUCACAAAACCAGUCUUAAGUAGCACGGGAACAUUUUUAGUAAAAGACAAAAAUACAUUGUAUGGGUCAAAAUUAUCGAUUUUUCUUUUAUGCCAAAAUUCAUUAGGAUAUUAAGUAAAGAUCAUGUUCCAUGAAGAUAUUUUGUAAAUUUCCUACCUUAAAUAUAUAAAAACGUUAUUUUUGUGAGUGGAUGGUCUGCCACAGUGCCCCUGAUUAACAACUUCAAAGGCAAUUUUCUCAAUAUUUUGAUUUUUUGCGCUCUCAGAUUCCAGAGUUUUAAACGGUUGUAUCUCAGCCAGAUAUUGUCAUAUUCUAACAACCCGUAUAUCUAUAGAAAGUUGAUUUAUUCAGCUUUCAGAUGAUGUAAAAAUCUUCGAAAAAUUUCGAAAAAUUGACCCAUAAGACUGGUUUUGUUGUCCAGGGUCACAUAUUUAUUUUACAAACCAAAGAACCAAGAUAAACAUGGCAUUUUAAGAAAUUCGACUCCCAUACUCUCAACCGUCAGUCAAUAAAAAGGCCUUUAUUACUUUAACAUAGCUUUGGUAGCAUUUCAUGAGAAAGGUAGACUGUCCAUUUUGACAAAUAGAGACACAUAAAACACAUAAAAUAAAGUAAGAGUUUCGUAAAAAA